Paramacrobiotus metropolitanus is the source of this 1031-nucleotide messenger RNA. RefSeq names its product proteasome subunit alpha type-2-like. The coding region runs from base 152 to 862 and encodes 236 amino acids. Gene Ontology annotation, cellular component: proteasome core complex, alpha-subunit complex; proteasome core complex. The record is from RefSeq and is a predicted model, not a curated record. The transcript is spliced from 5 exons. Gene Ontology annotation, biological process: ubiquitin-dependent protein catabolic process. NCBI's taxonomy places the organism in Eukaryota, Metazoa, Tardigrada, Eutardigrada, Parachela, Macrobiotidae.
UAUGCAUCAAUUCAUCAUUUAAAAGUACUUAGCAAAACCAGACGUGAAUCCUUGUCGGACUUUUCAAAACAUUUCAAAAUUUCGUGUAACUUUUUUAGCAAACCCUUUUUUAGAAGCCGUUAUUUAGCAGGUGAUCUUAGAUCUCGUUUAUAUGGCUGAAGGAGGGCAGUACAGUUUCUCCCUGACCACAUUCAGUCCAUCGGGAAAGCUGGUCCAGAUAGAGUAUGCCUUGGCAGCUGUCGCCGCUGGAGCACCCACCGUUGGCAUCCGAGCUGCUGAUGGCGUUGUUGUGGCCACGGAGAAAAAGCAGAAGAAUCAGUUGUUCGAAGAAGAAACUGUUGUGAAAGUCGAGGCGAUAACCAAAAACAUCGGAAUGGUUUAUUCUGGUAUGGGUCCAGAUUUCCGGCUCUUGGUAAAAAAAGCCCGAAAGAUCGCACAGGAAUACAAGAUGAUGUAUCAAGAGAACGCACCCACUGUUCAACUAGUACAGCGAGUCGCUGCGGUUAUGCAGGAGUAUACACAAUCGGGUGGAGUGAGACCGUUCGGGGUCUCGUUGUUAAUUGCUUCCUGGGACAAUAAUCGCCCUUAUUUGUUCCAAGUUGAUCCGUCCGGGUCAUAUUUUGCGUGGAAAGCGACGGCGAUGGGAAAAAACUAUAUCAACGCUAAAACGUUUCUUGAAAAAAGGUUUUCUGACGACAUGGUCAUCGAGGAUGCAGUUCACACCGCUUUACUCACCCUGAAAGAAAGCUUCGAUGGCCAGAUGACGGAAAGCAACAUUGAAGUGGGAAUCGCAACCGCCAAGGAUGGAUUCCGCUUGCUAUCAACAGCAGAAAUUAAAGACUACCUCAAAUCUGUGGUGUAAAUUUUUUUAUUGAUCCUGAAACCGAUACUGUCAGUGUUUUCUUUUUAUGAUUAUACUUUUAACUUGCUUGACGAAUUGCUACCCUUUUUCUGUUGCUUUCCAUAAGGCAUAUGUUUUGCUUUUAAGGGAUUUGGCCCGGUACAUAGCACCAAGAUCGUGAACAUCCAGG